Messenger RNA from Staurois parvus, 905 nucleotides. The record is from the annotation of a GenBank genome assembly. Lineage: Eukaryota; Metazoa; Chordata; Amphibia; Anura; Ranidae.
CUCAGUAGGCGCCGGAAGUGAAGAGUCUCCUGUGUUUACAUGCAGUAGAGAAGUUGCUGGAAAGGAAGAUGCUGGCAGGGAAGAAUUUCAGAAGACGGAGAUCCUCCAGCUCGGAUGAAGAAGAGGAGGAGGGGGGUGGGGAGGUGACCUCUGAGGUCAGAACAAAGCUUGAAGAGGCAAAGGAAAUUCAGAGUCUGAGAAGACGACAAAAUGGGGUCAGUGCUGCAGCCCUUCUGGUGGGUGAGAAGUUGCCAGAAGAAGCAAUACUAGUGGACGAUCCAUUUAAAAUCAAAAGUGGAGGGAUGGUAGAUAUGAAAAAACUGAAAGACCUUGGAAAGGAUAGGAUUGGAGACGAAGAAGAUCUGAACUUAGGAACAUCAUUUUCAGCAGAAACCAAUCGGCGAGAUGAAGAUGCUGACAUGAUGAAGUACAUUGAGACAGAGCUAAAAAAGAGAAAGGGAAUAAUUGAGAAUGAGGAGAAGAAAGUGAAGCCUAAGAGUGCAGAAGAUUGCUUGUAUGAGCUCCCCGAAAGCAUCAAGGUCUCUUCUGCCAAGAAGACAGAGGAAAUGUUAUCCAACCAGAUGCUGAGCGGAAUCCCAGAGGUGGAUUUGGGUAUAGAUGCAAAAAUAAAGAAUAUAAUCUCCACAGAGGAGGCUAAAGCCCGUUUAUUGGCUGAGCAACAGAAUAAAAAAAAAGGACAAACAGACCUCCUUUGUACCAACCAACAUGGCUGUCAACUAUGUUCAGCACAAUCGAUUUUACCAGGAGGACCUGAAUACUCCCAUAAGACGUCACAAAGAGGAACCCAAAGCCCGACCUCUCCGUGUAGGAGACACAGAGAAGCCAGAACCAGAGAAGUCUCCACCCAACCGCAAGCGUCCAUCAAACGAGAAGGCCACGGAUGA